AUGGCCGACGCAGCAGGUCCCGCCGCCGCCCCAGCCCCCGCCGCGGACGGCGCCGCGGCGCCUGCGCAGGAGAGCUUCAUGGACCGCCUGUGGCCCAUGCUGCGCAUGCUGUUGGCCUCGAGUGCGCAAUCCCCCAAUAGUGGCCCCCCUGCGCAGCUGCAGCUGCUGCGCAACUCGUUCCAGCUCGGAGACCCCGUGAGCCUCAGAGUGUAUGUCACGCCGGACGCGCACUUCUCCUUCGCCGACGCCAGCGACAACGACGCCGUGGCCCGCGAGCAGGAGGCGCUCCGCUGGUUCGAGAGCGCGCUCGCGUACGAUGCCACGCCCAACGCGGCGCGCGAGGACGGCGUCUGGCUGCGCGAGAUGAACGUGACGGUGGACGAGCACCUGCUGGCCAACGGGUCGCUCUACGCGCACGUGUUCCUGACCAAGGACGGCCACUCGCCCAACCCGGCGGACGCCUCGUUCGACGCCAUGAGCUCCGUGCACCGCUCGGUGGAGCUCACGGCCUUCCGCCCGCCGCCCAAGAUCGUGAAGAAGCGCAACCUGCUUGCAGCCGCUAAGGAGGAGGGGGAGGAGGACGAAGAGAAGAACAAGAAGACGGAGGAGGAAGUGAAGCAGCCGGAGGAGGGCCAAGAGCUGCAGGCCGACGUGUACAUCUCCAUGUGGAAGCCCUCGUUCUAUAUCAACCCGGUGCUGGACCACUCGACGUACUCGGCGCGCCAGCCGCCGCCGCCAUUUGUGUCCCCGGAGAUGGAGGUGGACAAGGAGGCGGGUCUGUACUCGCCUGUGCUCUUCCUGAACGAGUUCUGGCUGCUGGAGGAGCACCUGAUCCCUGUGAACGACACGGUGACGUCGCUGCCCCUCGAGAUCUCCUUCUACUCGCUGCCCAUGUACAAGUACGCGCUGUACACGCAGAUGGAGCAGAACUUCCGCAACCAGGAGGCCACCGGCACCUCCUCCAAGCGCGACACGGACAACAUGAAAAGCAUGUUCAUCGAAACGAACCCGUACCUGCUGGCGGUGACGAUGGCGGUGUCGCUGCUGCACUCGCUGUUCGACUUCUUGGCAUUCAAAAAUGACGUGAGCUUCUGGAAGAACCAGAAGUCGUUAGUGGGCCUCUCGCUGCGCACGAUCGUGCUCAACACGUUCUUCCAGCUCGUGAUCUUCCUGUACCUGAUGGACAACGACACGUCGUGGCUCAUUCUGGUGCAGUCCGGCAUCGCCCUGGUCAUUGACGUGUGGAAGAUCAAGAAGGCGAUCGUGUUCUCGCGCGACGCCGACAACAAACUCGUCGUCUCGGGCGUGGAGAGCUACGAGGAGUCCCCAACUGCCGAGCACGACCGUGUGGCUGUGGCUCACCUCUGUUACGUGCUGUACCCGCUGAUCGUCGGUCAGGCUGCCUACACGCUCGCGUACGGUGUGCACAAGGGCUGGUACUCGUGGGUCAUCUCCAGCCUUACGAGCUUCGUGUACGCGUUCGGUUUCAUCAUGAUGACGCCCCAGUUGUACAUCAACUACAAGCUCAAGUCGGUGGCACACUUGCCGUGGCGUGCCAUGGUGUACAAGUCGCUCAACACGUUCAUCGACGACCUGUUCGCCUUCGUCAUCAAGAUGCCGUGGAUGCACCGAUUGAGCUGCUUCCGUGACGACCUCGUCUUCUUCAUCUACCUCUACCAGCGCUGGAAGUACCCGGUGGAUGCCAAGCGCACGAACGAGUUUGGCCAGGGCCCUGUCGAGGACGAAGACGCGACGAAUGCGAUUGAAGGCGUUGCUGCGUCUGCUGGCGACAAACCCGAGUUGGCCGCUGCUGCCAGUGCUGAGUCCGUUGCCGCUGCUGUGGACGAUACGGAGGACAUUCCUCCCCCUCCGUCGACUCCGCCAUCGACGGAGUACCUCAUGUCCAAGCGCGCCAACACGCUUGAGGAUGAGGACGACAUUGUAAAGAAGGAGCCGGAGCUGCUGGAGUAG
Molecule: messenger RNA, 1971 nt
Organism: Phytophthora sojae
Lineage: Eukaryota; Oomycota; Peronosporomycetes; Peronosporales; Peronosporaceae
Exons: 2
Coding region: 1-1971 (656 amino acids)
Cellular component (GO): endomembrane system; membrane
Source: RefSeq, a predicted model, not a curated record